Molecule: messenger RNA, 995 nt
Organism: Motacilla alba alba
Lineage: Eukaryota; Metazoa; Chordata; Aves; Passeriformes; Motacillidae
Gene: NTMT1
Product: N-terminal Xaa-Pro-Lys N-methyltransferase 1
Exons: 5
Coding region: 185-856 (223 amino acids)
Cellular component (GO): cytoplasm
Molecular function (GO): N-terminal protein N-methyltransferase activity
Source: RefSeq, a predicted model, not a curated record
CACGGUGACGUCACAGCCACGCCGCCGCCUGGUUGGUCCCGCGGCCGCCCGUCCCGUGGGGGGCAGCGCGCGGCCGCCGCCGGAGGCCACAGCGUAGACUGGCUCCUGGCACCACUGAGCCAAACUGGAUUUCCACCAGUGACCUGGCAGCGGUGAGUCCCGUGUGGCGCGUGCCCUCGCCAGCAUGACCAGCGAGGUGGUGGAGAACGAGUUAGAGUUUUACUCCAAGGCAGAGAAGUACUGGAAGGAUGUGCCCGCCACGGUGGAUGGCAUGCUGGGGGGCUACGGCCACAUCUCCAGCAUCGACAUCAACAGCUCCAGGAAGUUCCUGCAGAGGUUUCUGCGGGAUGGCCCCAACCGGACGGGGACAACCCGUGCUCUGGACUGCGGGGCUGGCAUUGGCCGCAUCACCAAGCGGCUGCUGCUGCCCCUCUUCAAGACAGUGGACAUGGUGGACGUGACAGAGGACUUCCUCACCAAGGCCAAGAGCUACCUGGGCGAGGAGGGCAGGCGGGUGCGCAACUACUUCUGCUGCGGCCUCCAGGACUUCAGCCCUGAGCCAAACUCCUAUGAUGUCAUCUGGAUCCAGUGGGUCAUUGGACAUCUCACUGACAACCACCUCUCCGACUUCCUGAAGCGCUGCCGUGCCGGCCUGCGGCCCAACGGCAUCGUGGUCAUCAAGGACAACAUGGCCCAGGAGGGUGUGAUCAUGGACGAUGUGGACAGCAGCGUCUGCCGGGACCUGGACGUGGUCCAUAAGAUCAUCCGCAGAGCUGGGCUGCACCUCCUGGCCGAGGAGCGCCAGGAGAACUUUCCUGAUGAGAUCUACCACGUCUACACCUUUGCCAUGAGAUGAGGGCAGCGGGAGAAGGUCUCUCCCGUGUCGUGACUCCCCUUCCAGGGGCUGGUGACAAGGACGGGACUUUGUCUUCCAAGUUGCUGCUGUUUGUGAAAAGAGGUGUUUGCCAAAUACAUUUUCCUGCUGUUGCACGUGA